CCAUCGAUACCAUCUCUCAACAAUUCUCACACGCUUUAGGGUAACAGCGCUUGUUUGAUAUUAGUGGAUGACAAGUUGAAUUUGGUGGGGAGGAAGCACGCGAGAUAGUUGACCUUACAACACUUUCCUCGAUUCUCAUCAACAAUGCUGAGACGCAAUAAGAAACGCGAUGACAACAAUGGUCAAGAUAUCAUGCCAACCAGUCCAGGUUUGCCGCCUUACAUGCGAACUGAAAGUCCCGCUUUGACUGAUUCAAAUUACGGCAGCAGUCCAAGCGGAUCAAAUUCACUUUACAUGCAAGGUUCUGCGCCCAAUUCAUCUUCCUCUAAUCUGACAUCUGGAAGAUCGCAACAACAACAACAACAACAAACACAGCCACAACAGUAUGCACCUCAUCAUCACCACAAUCCUCAACAGAGACCAAUAGCACCAGAAGUAGCUUCAUAUCCGGCAAUGAGAGGAAAUCCAGCAUAUCAUCCCAAUAUGAGCAAUGCUCAGAAUCGUUCCAUACCAGCAAGUGCUAGUAUUGAUGCUAUGGGACCGCCGCCUCAGCCAGGAUAUCAUCAUCAAACGAACAAUAGUCAGUCAUCUUCUGGUAAUGCUGUUAGCACGCCAAUGGGGAGAAGUCAGUCUGCAUUUAAUUUCAUCAUCUCAAAAGCAAAAGGCACCUUCUCUAGCGGAUCAAAUCAGCACCCUCAACAUCAACAAGCCUCUCAUCCUAUGUCCAACCCGGCAAUGAAUGCAUCUUCGUCGUUGAACUCGAUAUACUCGGCCGGUGGAAGUGCUCAGCCUCAAGUCGAAGAACAAAGUCGACUGGACACUUCUCGAACGCGAAAUCGUGCUGCCUCAAGCUCUAGUAGCAUGUAUACUCCUAUUCCUCCGCCAGUGGAUCGUACUUCAGCUGAUAUCAACACUGGUGGAAGGUACGGCACUACUUCUCGACCUAGCUUUGGCGAUGAGUAUGCGAUGCCGGCUUCCUCACCAACAAAGAAGUCCAUCUUUGGUAGAGAACGCAAGGCGUCCAAUAAUUCCAUCAAUCGACCUGAUCGUGGUAAUUUGUUUGCAGCAGGUGCAAGACAGGCAUUUACUCAUUCACCUCUGAGCAGAAGACAGGAUCCUCAACCCACCACUAAUUCCUCCAAUACGGUCUUUUCGCCUUUCAGUAAAAGUCAAUCGGAUUUGCACAGCAAACAGGAUUUCCCUUCGCCUGCUUCUGGAACAGUGGAAUUACCUACAGUUGUCUCGCAUCCUGCUCAGAAUAGAGCCAAUGCUCAAAAUCCUUAUAAUGCAGGCGAUGUCAAUCUACUACGAUCACCCAGUCCAAACGUUGCAUUCUCGCGAAGUGUGGACGAUUUGAGCAGAGGUCAUACACCACCACCACCGAUCUCGCCAACGGCUUUUACCAGUCAUGGCACGCCUGCAGUGGACAAUGAUCAGAAUUACACUCAAGGUGAAUCUACUUGGGGAGAACAUGGAGUGGCUGCCAGCGCCUCCGAUCGGGUAAGAGCUAGCGAUGUAGGAACAUUGAAGCAAGAGAAGCGAAGGGGAGGACAGAAUGUAGGAAUGGGUUUGUCCAAUGUACCUUUGGCACCUUCAAUUUCUGCUUCUAGCUCGAUGAAUCUGGCGGGAUGGCCAAAUGCAGGUCCUACACAAACAGGAACGAGAUAUGAAUCAUCUAGACAUCAGCGGAAAUCGUCCAAAACGAUGGGAAACGUGCAAACUGCAAGACCUCAAGCGAAUCUACAGCGACCGGCUUUUGCUCCUGGUACCCAAUAUGAUGGCUUGCUCAACCGGAAUACACAAAUCUCCAUGUCUGUCAAUCAAUUGAGUGAAGGUGGUGGAGGUCUGCGUGGAGGAGUUCGAGAGAAGGAUAUCAGCAAAGGCUGGAAACCAUAUAGGGUCACAUUACAAGAUGGCAAAUUGUUCUUUUUCAAACCGCAAAGUUCAAUUGCCGAUGAUGUAAAAGCUUUGUUUCCAUCUUCAAUCGUUGCAGAAACGUAUGAAUCUCAAGAGAACUCAUCGAGAGGCGCUCUUCCAGAGACAAGUCGCGAAACACCGCUAAAUGCAGAUGGUUUACAUGGCCUAAGUGUUGAUGACAUUCAACGGAAUAAGUUGGGCACAAAGGAUCUCUUGGUUGCUACUUCUGGAAGUGGUAAUUCUAACGAUCAGCCAGCAAGACCGAUGCCACGCAGAAAUGCAACGAACGAAAGCAGAUUGAGCGCAAUUUUGGAUGCUGUCGAACCGGAUCCCACCACACCUACCUCUGCGUCAUGGGAGCGAAAAGGACGUCAUGAGAAUCUUGUUUUGACUUCGACACGCGAAAUACCUGCAACUUGGGCUGAACGGAUUUCAGGUGGAUCAGUUGAUGCUUUGAGUCAUGAAUACGUAUUUGCAAGUCAGGCGAACGGCGUGACAACAGCACAAGAAAACGGAGUGUUUUUGUUUGCGAUUUUAAUCACCCUUCGAAGAACUUCUAGACCUCUUCAAGGAUUCUUGGUGGCUGUACACAAAUGGGCAACAGCUGUUACGAGAGGCACAUCCGCUGAAGGUGAUGAUGCUCGUUCUGCAAAAGAAGAACUGGAGAAGAACAUUCAUUCGAGAUUGUCAUUCUUGGUGGAUGCUGGUAUUGCACAAUUUGCCGACGAACAGGCUCGAUCGUCCGUUUUACUCAUGCUGGAAGAUAUCGUUCGGGAUAUAGUGAUGUUUGGCGAGGGUGAAGAUGCAAUCAAUUCUCGCAUUACCAACCUCAGACAAGCAGUAGAGGCUGUUGAAGCACCACGAAGGUCUGUAGGAGACAUUUCAUCCAACGACAUACCAGCAUUAACAACCUCAACACUACUCAAAAUGGACCCGAGCGAGCUUGGGCGUCAGAUCCACGCUUUCUAUAUCGACCACUUAUCCAAAGAUCUACUCGCUGACAGAUUGGUACUUCCAGUUGCAGGCGCUUCAGACAACCAAUUCACUGUUUCGAAUUUGCUUUCGUUCGAUCCUACUCAUCCUCACUUCCUCACAUCGCUCGUGCUGGAACACGUAUUAGGAAGUGAAAAGGAAGAUCAACACGAGCGAAAUCUUUUGCAAGAGGCGAAAGAGCGUGCAGCCUUGUUGCGACAUUGGAUUGCAGCUGCUUCAUACUUGAUCAAAUUGCAGAAUAUGUCUGCUUGGGUUGCCAUUUGUGCUGCUCUUUGUUCUAGAGCAGUUUCUCGAUUGACUCUCACAUGGAGAUUUGUUGCAGCAACGGAUCGAAUGUUGGUAAGCAGCGCAUGGGCUCCUGCUUUGGUCAAUUUGGGUUGGUCAGAAAUACUGGAUUCUCAAAUCGAUUCAAUGAUCGAAGCAACUCCUUCUGUCAAAUCCUCGAUGAGUGGUCAUCAGAAUGCCAACCCAUUGUAUGGCUUUUUACCAUACCUUGGAAACGCUUUAUCUCGCUUUCAAACUUCCCCUCCAGCCGAAACAACAUCUGGCGUGAUGCCAAUAAGCGAUUUUAGAAAGAUUGCAGCGCAUUUGUGGAGUGUUCAAGAAGUAUGGCAAUCGUUCGGCACUUCCUCAAAAGAUGUCAACUUGCGACCUGUUCAGGUAAAAGACGACAACAUCCAAAAAGUCCUUUUGAGACUUUCUCAAAGUGCAAAAUCUCACAAGACAGUGGACCAUAAUGCACCACUUCGUCUCUCACUAAAGCUUGAGCCGGCAUGGUUGGGUGAUGAGGCUACUCCAGGCUGGCAUCCUGCUCUGUCCAAGACUACAUCCGCUUGUGCACUUUCUCCUCUUUCGUUCAGAGAGCCUUUACCUAAUCUAUCCUUAGUGGACCCUACUUGGAUCGUCAAUACGAUCAAGAGAGAAUCAAAAGAUCCUCUGUCAAGAACACUGCUCAAUGCAAACGUGAAUGACUCACCAGAUCUGGACGGGGAAAGUACCAUCACCAUGCGAAGCAGACAGAGACCAACACUUUCUGCUUCACCAUUGACCCGCUCGAAAGCAUUUGGCGCAAUGACUGGUGCUUCUAUUCGACCUUUGCAUGGUGUUCCGUUUGCCAAUAUCAUCGAAUGGACACCCGGUUAUCAAGCUGGUUCUGGAACGGAAGAGCUAAUCAUGCGUGUAGGAUCUGAUCUAGUCUUCAACGUAUUGAACGAGGUACCAUCUAGCAUCCCCUCAUCUCCAUUGACAAGCAAAAGAUUUUCACAAGAAUUCACACGAGGAUCACGUCCCGUUUCUAUUGCCUCAAAACGCUCCAGUCUUCCUCCAUCAGAACGCAACUCAUUGGUGGAUCCAAUCGCUGCGCCACUACAAGUUGUCGUCAAAGCAGCAACGUUGGAACGAUUGGUGGACAUUUUGGUGAUGGAUGUCCAGCAUCUUUCGGCAAGUUUGGCAUCUGAUGAAGUUUUGGAAAAAGUCAUCUUGGCAAACAAACGAUCAAGAAUUUCUAUCGAUAUUGGUAAUUACCGUAAAGUGUUUUUGGCCACUUUCCGUGUGCAUUGCAAACCGAUCGUCUUGUUUGACUAUUUGCGAAAGAGACUCUUGGCAGCUGUCAACGCAGGUGCAGAAAUGGCUUUGCCUUUACCUCAUCGACCUAAUUACCCAACCUGGUCUAGAGUUGAAGCAGUCAAUUCACCUACCCAGCAAGUUGACUGGGAUAUGGUUUCACGAAUCCGUCAAGGUGUCACAUCUGUGCUAUCACAAUGGAUCAAUACCUACCCGCAAGACUUUGUUGAGGAUCCUCAACUGUUUGAAUCAGUCGAUGCACUUUCGAAAGAGGUGGCAUCUGCUCACGAAAAGCAAAGCACGCAAGAUGAAGGCGAUCAUGUCAAGCUUCAAAUUGCCCUGAAAGAUAUCAUGCGUCAGAUGCGCUUAUCUUCGAUGACUUCUCAAACGGAAAAGAAGACAGCAAAACGAUCAAGCAAGCGUGUCUCAAACAAAGGAACUUCCAGCGCCACAAACACACCACGCCUUGAUGAGAGCGCAAAAACGGAAAGAUCAGCGGAGUUCGAUAUCGACCAAUCAAGCGCUCAUGAUUUGGUGGAGUAUCUUGAAUCGGUCAUCAAGGUAUUUUUCGAAAAGAUUGAAGAACGUGAUUUGCUAGUCGUGUAUGAUUCAUUCUAUCGACAAUCACACGAUCCUCUGACCUGGCACGUAUCCUCUUCGCAACAAGGAGCACAACAUAAUGCCGAUGAACUCCCUCCCGUUAACAACAUGUACAAAUUGUUGGAAUUGGCAAGAUGGCCUCCACGCGAUUCACAAUCGGUGUAUCAUCGUUUGCCUGCUUCUAUCCGAGAUGCAUGUGCUUCACAAAAUCUGUUGCGGGGAUGGUGUGCCGUACAUGUAAUCGAACCUAGAAUCGGACUUUUCAAAAGACAAGAACGCAUCACAAAAUUGAUUGACGCCGUUUGGAUUUGCCGAGCACGUAUGUGCAAUAGUCGAAUGGAAGAAAUGUCUUCUUCUCCGCUCAGUCCUGCAUUCGUUUAUCAAGAACCGACGAUUGCCUCUUUUGUAGAAAGUGUUUUGGUUGGUGCGCUCACUUCAUCAGAAAGUCGAUUGUUUAUUCGUGCAUGGCAACAAGUAGCUGUAGAACGUAGCGGUAAUUGCGAUUCGUUGGCAAGUCUGGUUCCUCCAAGAGAGAUUGCAGACAAGUACCGCGAAUCAUCUCAAUUGAGCAGUACUUUGGACAUUGGAUGGCUUCUCAAGUCAAUGGCACAGGCUGUAUUGCGCGUUUCUGAUGUGAACCAGGAAGAGAGCACUCUAAUCGAUUUCGAGAAACAAAGGACGAUUUGGACGUUAAUCGAAUCAUCUGCUGGAAGGGUGAAAUCUGGCAUGAUUGAUCACAGCCUGGUUGACUUAGCAGGAGCAAGAUUGAGCGUCAUUCAGGCCACUUUGAGACGUGUCCAAUGGGACAGACGUGCUUUCAAGGAAGAUAAUGCAGCAGAAUCUGCCAGCAUAUCACCCGUUCCAGAAAGUCUUCGAAUUAUGCGUGGAACUCGACCUCUCACAGGAUUGAUGAACGUUCAACAAGAUAAAUUGAAACGUGAUCGACUCGCCUUCGAUAUCUUGUCUAUACAACUAGAACAGGCCAAUCAGAGAAAUGCAGCACACAGAGCUUUGCAAUCUGGCAACUCUGGCUUUGGACGUCAACCUCUUCAAUCUAACAAUACCCACAAUUCACCCAAUUUUGGCCCAAGUUUGGUACCCAAUCCAGCAAGCGCAAGUGAAAAGAAGACUCGAAGGAUGACUGCUCUCUUCCGUGGUGCGGUCAGACCGAUAGGUUUGAUGUCCACAAGUGGCAAUGAACGUUCAACCACGCAAGAGAUGCCAACGAGGCCAUUUGCUGAACUCCUACCCGCGAUUCCUACUCAAAAGCCAUCAUCAACAGUAUUUUGUGGUUCAGGUCGAAUUAGUAUUUGGCGUAACGGACAACGUAGCUUUGUGAUGAACUUUUCGCCUCCGGAAGGUGGACAUAUUUUAUUGCAAGCACACAAUGCUGCGGAAUUGCAAGGAUGGUGCACGGCAAUCGAGAGAGCAAGUAAAGAAUUUGCGUCUUCUAUGAUGAACGCACCACAAAGGCAAAACACAGGUGGCUCAACACCGAAAAGUAGCAAGGGUCCCGCUUUCCCUCUGUAUGGUACGGAUCUGAAACUUCUGGCAGAAAGUGAAGGUCAAUCUGUUCCUCUUGCAUUGUCAAGAAUGAUGGAGCAAGUAGAAAAGAGAGGAUUGCGCGAACAAGGUAUCUAUCGUAUCUCUGGUGCUAAAAGUGCAAUUGAAGCAUUAAAGGUGGCUUUCAAUACCCAGCCUGCUCAAAGUGUCAAUCUUGUUCAUGGCGAAACGAGCGAUGUUCAUACUAUUGCAGGAGCGAUCAAACAAUGGUUCAGAGAUCUUCCUGAACCGGUUAUUCCGUUCAAAUCAUACCAUGCUUUGAUCAGUGCAGAAAGGUUGGAGAAUGAAGAGGAACGACUCUAUGCAAUUCGUGAUAUCAUUUGGGAUUUCCCACGUGCCCAUUUCGAAUUGUUAAAAAGAGUCAGUGAGCAUUUGAGUCUCGUUUGUCAAGAAGGUCAAUACAAUUUGAUGGCACCUCAUAACAUCGGCUUGGUGUUUGGAACAUCACUUCUCAAUCCACCACCCGGUCCUGCCUCAGUUGCGGAAAGCUUUGGUAAUAUCGGAAAAGCCGCUCAUAUUGUCAAGAUUUUGGUGACUAUGCAUGAAUGGUUGUUCGAGCCAGAGCAGGAAGCUGAAGCGGAAGUGCCAGUCGAAUCGCCAUCUGAAGAUCAACCUCCUUCAAUAAAGCAAGAAGAGAAAGAGGUGGAUACCGCAGAUACCGAUCUCGAGAAGAACUUCAAAGGAGACACGGGUCGUGUUGCAAAUGAACAUCUUGAUUCUCAAACACACGAGUUAAUUGUAGAUUCACACCAUGGUGCAGAAGAAGAGUUAGCAGUUACACAAGACCAUGCCGACAUGCAGGAUACAUCAUUUGAAGCCGUUGAUGAAGAAGUUGAAGAGUUGGGAGAAAGUGAAAUUGCACGUUCACAAUGGAUACACAAUCCACUCGUCACAGUGACUGAUGGUACAGUUGAUAGUCAUACUUCUGAUUCUUCUAUCAUGCGUGCUGUCUUGGGUGUCAAUUCAUCCACUUCUAUGCCAAAAGUAUCGACAGGAAGUGAUUCAACAGAUACGGUGAUGCAAAAACAACCCAAAGAACAGUCCGCGUCGUUGGCUGCCAUCCCAACGGUUGAGGUGGAUGAACCCAAAAGCCAAGAUAUGUCAAGAACUAAUUCAUCAAACCAACAAGAAUUCUUGGACGUUCAAGAAGAUUUAACAAGUCAAUCAACUGCACGACAACAUACCCGAUCUACCUCUAACAAUGUUGGCAGGGAUAGAGUUGUUGAAUCUGUUUAUCUAGAUGCAACGGAUGCGAUUGCAGUCUUACAAAAUCCAUUUGAAGAAGAAGAGGAGGAAGGAGGAGAAGCUAAAUUGAGCGAUGAUUGAAUGAUUAUUUAAUACUUAUUAUUUUGUGCUCUCAAUGAUACCACUAUAUGCUACUUCACUCUUAUCCACAUUGUACUGUAUUCAUUCACAUUUGCUCCAAUUUUAUGACUUGCAAUCAUAAGCAGCUGCUUUGUUAUGAUCACCGCGUACACAGAUACACGCGUUUAGAUUAUAGUUUUGCCGCGUAAUUGCAUGAAUAGGGUUUGCAGAUCGUUGAGUGACCAAACACUGAUUGUGUUCCAGAAUGAAUUUGUUUCAUUACACACUAAAAAAUGAAAAGAGGCGGAUCCAUUAUUCAUAUGAUGCACAUCCCGUUCAACUUAAGGCACAAAAUGAGUGCAUGCAACAAUCCUAUCACGU
Molecule: messenger RNA, 8322 nt
Organism: Meira miltonrushii
Lineage: Eukaryota; Fungi; Basidiomycota; Exobasidiomycetes; Exobasidiales; Brachybasidiaceae
Exons: 1
Coding region: 145-7962 (2605 amino acids)
Biological process (GO): regulation of Rac protein signal transduction; small GTPase-mediated signal transduction; regulation of actin cytoskeleton organization
Cellular component (GO): intracellular anatomical structure
Molecular function (GO): GTPase activator activity; guanyl-nucleotide exchange factor activity
Source: RefSeq, a predicted model, not a curated record